UAUAUUUCAUAAUUACCAAUCUACCACUACUAUAAAUAUCUCUAAAUUCCUAUUCGUAAUCCCUAACGGUAUUUCUCCCGACUCGCGGCUCAGCUUGCCGGCCAAUGCAAGUUUCUUUCUCUGAUCAGAGUGCUCAUCCGGCUACUGGUUCUCUGUAAUAUUCAGCUACUGGUUUUCUGGAAUCACCGUUUGUCUGCCAUUACUUCCGACGAGUAUAAACCUCUUAGUUUUCUCUUUCUGCGCUACUGGUGCUGUUGCUCCUCUUGCGGCGCCGAUAUUGUCUUCUUGCCGCCAACGAGUUUUCUGCUUCCUAAGUCUCUUUUUACCAACUUGCUUUUACAUCAGCAGGUUGUAAAUUUCAGAGAUGUUGCCUUCUGAGCUUACGAAAAAGAUUACUUUUUCGCGGGGCAUUAGAGAUGGAGACUUGGUAAUAGUUUAUGAGAGACAUGACAUAAUGAAGGCUGUUAAAGUAUGUGAAAGCUCAGUGUUCCAGAACCGGUUUGGUGUAUUCAAACAUUCAGAUUGGAUUGGAAAGCCUUUUGGGUCCAAAGUGUUUAAUAGCAAAGGUCGAUUUGUUUACUUGUUGGCUCCAACUCCUGAACUUUGGACUCUGGUCUUAAGUCACAGGACUCAGAUUCUUUAUCUUGCUGAUAUUAGCUUUGUGAUCAUGUACCUCGAAAUAGUACCUGGCUGCGUGGUUCUUGAGUCAGGUACUGGAAGUGGAUCUUUAACAACUUCACUUGCCAGGGCUGUGGCUCCUACAGGACAUGUUUAUACAUUUGAUUUCCAUGAGCAAAGAGCUGAGUCAGCUAGAGAGGACUUUGAGAGAACGGGUGUGAGCAGCUUAGUCACUGUUGGAGUUAGAGAUAUUCAAGGUGAGGGAUUUCCAGAUCAAUUUUCAGGGUUGGCUGAUUCUGUAUUUCUGGACCUACCCCAACCUUGGCUGGCCAUUCCUUCAGCUGGAAAAAUGUUGAAACAAGAUGGGGUUUUAUGCUCGUUCUCGCCUUGCAUUGAGCAAGUGCAACGCGCAUGUGAAACUCUUAGAUCAAACUUUACUGAUAUUAGGACAUUUGAGGUACUCCUUCGAACAUAUGAGGUUCGUGAAGGGAAAAUGGAUUACUGCCAGGAUGAUGAUCUUGCAUCUGUUGGAAAUAUUCCAUGCAAGAGAAAGCUUAGUUCAAAUGAAGGUAGCAAUCUGCAGAAAAAUCCAAGUUGUCCUCCGAUCAUAGCUCGGCCAUGUGGUGAGGCAAGAGGGCACACUGGCUAUUUAACAUUUGCGAGACUCAAAUGCUUUCAAUGAUUGAUGGCCUGUCAGACGUGGAUCUGAUUAUGAAGAAGAAUUCUGUGUAUUACAAGAGAAAAAAGGAAUAAAAAUCAGAAUUUUUGUUAUUGUCUUUUGCAUUAGAAGACAAGAAUGGUCUCUAAAUACUGGGAUAUACCUUGCAAGCACGUUUAAAGGAGUUCCACUAUGGUGCCUCUGAGAUAUCAUGUCUCCAGGUAAUUUUCUAACGUUUUAUUAGUAAUUUGGUAAUUUUGUGUAGUAAUCAUCUAGAAAUUAAUUCAGUAACUUUUUAUAGUAAUUCAGUUUUUCCACAAUGUUAAGUGAUUACUAUCCAAAGUUACUGAAUUAUUAUCAACUGUUGGAAAGUUGCUAUGGAGGCAUCAUUGCCUCGAGUGCAUCAUAGGUUUGUUGAUAGGAGGCCUCUGAAAAUGGUUUUUCACAAAAUUUUUACCUGCUUAUCGGCAAUUUCUGUAGAUUAAAUAUGACUUUGCGGCUACUAAUUAUUGGUCACUUCAGCUUGUACCUUUUGACUUAUGGUUGACUUAUAAAUUUUAUAUUUCAA
This is a messenger RNA of Carica papaya (papaya), 1844 nucleotides long. RefSeq names its product S-adenosyl-L-methionine-dependent methyltransferases superfamily protein. Gene Ontology annotation, cellular component: tRNA (m1A) methyltransferase complex; nucleus. Gene Ontology annotation, biological process: tRNA methylation. The record is from RefSeq and is a predicted model, not a curated record. Gene Ontology annotation, molecular function: tRNA (adenine(58)-N1)-methyltransferase activity. NCBI's taxonomy places the organism in Eukaryota, Viridiplantae, Streptophyta, Magnoliopsida, Brassicales, Caricaceae.